Eutrema salsugineum is the source of this 3078-nucleotide messenger RNA. RefSeq names its product mitochondrial substrate carrier family protein C. The coding region runs from base 419 to 2869 and encodes 816 amino acids. Gene Ontology annotation, biological process: transmembrane transport. The record is from RefSeq and is a predicted model, not a curated record. Lineage: Eukaryota; Viridiplantae; Streptophyta; Magnoliopsida; Brassicales; Brassicaceae. Gene Ontology annotation, cellular component: mitochondrial inner membrane. Gene Ontology annotation, molecular function: calcium ion binding; S-adenosyl-L-methionine transmembrane transporter activity. The transcript is spliced from 7 exons.
AGGAAACAAAAUGCUAAACACAAAGCGGGGUCAUCAUCCUUUCAUGGUUGCCUCCUCUUCUUCUUCCCACUCCCACCACAUCUGCUCUCUCAGUUUCAAUCCAUAAAAGCUCAGCUUCUCAUUUUUCUCCAUUUCAUUUUCCUCGGAUUCUCUCUCAGCUUUCGCUUAAUGGCCAGAUUGAUAUUUUGAAUCGCCUUUUGCUCCCAUUCCUUUUCUUCUGAUUUCAUCUUGUUCCAUUUCCGAGAAGCCCUCGCUCGAUAUCACUUUCUUGCUGUUUUUCAGGGUUUAUUUUCGUUGGGACUUUGUGUGUUUCUUUGAGAACUUCGAUUCGUCCGUUUUGUGUUUUAGGGUUAACCAGUCGACUAAAAGGUUCGAUCUUGUGCUUUGUUUAGUAUCCAUUGAAUGGUUCAGUGACGCAAUGGUGUCCGCGAAUGAUCCUAUCGAGACUAUAUUCAAUUCAAUUCAAGUAGUUAAGGAUGUUCUUCUCCCGAUCGAGCUGGGAGUGAAAAAGGCGGCAAGAGACAUCGAGAGUUGUUGGAUAAGCAAAGAAAAGGAUCUGGCUCUUGCUUUGAGAUCACAUGGAAGAAACAGGAAGAAGCGGAUUUGUGCUAGUCCCGACUCGGAGGAAAAUGUUGAUGUUCAGUGUAUUGUGAGUGAAGAGAGAAAGAAAGGCUUGUCAAUCAAAAUCCCUGUGAAGUCACUCUUUGGGAUGUUCUCUCCGAAUCUAGCGAGCGAGAAGUUGAGUCGUAGAAAUGAGGUGGUGAAGAAAGACAAGUGUUUUGAGAAAGAGGAUGAUUCUUGUACGAAUUGCUUCAAGUUUGCGAUGACUUGGUCUUUGUUGGUUGGUGGCUUUGUCCAUGCUUUUCCCAUUCCCUUUAAGAUAGGCAAGAAGAGGAUUCACAAAACGGGGGAUGAUGAGAACAGUCUUUCUCAUUCACGUAAACAGAACCUUAAAUCAAAGGCUUCAUUUGCAAAUCGGAAAGAAAUGAAGAAUCAGUCAGCUAAAUCUACAGAAAAGGAAGGGAACCAUUUUUCGAUUGAAUGUGCCAUGGGUUUUGUUAUUGAAAUGUUGACUCAGAAUCUCCAGAAGCUGGACCAAUUCAUGCAGGACAGUUCACAGACUGAAUCUUGUUGUUCCAAGGAAGCUAGUCCAAAUGAUAUUCCACUUAUCUUCAACAUAUGGGAGGCUAGAAAACUCGACGUUAAUGGAUUCCUCGGGAACCUGAUGUUUGCCAGAGUUGGAGAUGUGGCGUCAGGUAUAGUUGGCCUGACAUCUCCCAUGAGUGAAGAUGGUGAUGAAAGUAAUGUUAGUACUAAGGAGGAAAAUGCCGUUGAUUCUCCACAGAACCUGGCAAGUGGUCUGCUGAGUAUACCUUUGUCAAAUGUAGAGCGCUUGAAAUCCACAUUGUCCACGAUUUCGUUGACUGAACUUAUUGAGCUCUUACCGCAAUUAGGACGACCUUCAGGAGACCAUCCAGACAAGAAAAAACUAAUAUCUGUUCAGGACUUUUUCAGAUACACCGAGUCUGAAGGCAGGAGGUUCUUCGAAGAAUUAGAUAGAGAUGGUGAUGGUAAGGUAACUUUGGAAGAUUUGGAAAUUGCAAUGAGGAGAAGGAAACUGCCCAGAAGAUAUGCCAAGGAAUUUAUGCGGCGAGCUAGGAGUCACCUUUUCUCGAAAUCGUUUGGUUGGAAGCAAUUUUUGUCCUUGAUGGAACAGAAGGAGCCGACCAUCCUCCGUGCAUAUACCUCUCUCUGUUUGUCCAAGUCUGGUACUCUUCAGAAGAGUCAGAUAUUGGCAUCACUAAAUAACGCAGGACUUCCUGCUAAUGAAGAGAAUGCUAUAGCGAUGAUGAGAUUUUUGAAGGCUGAUACGGAGGAGUCUAUCUCAUAUGGACAUUUUCGUAAUUUCAUGGUUUUGCUGCCAUAUGAACGGUUACAAGAUGAUCCUCGUAACAUCUGGUUUGAAGCUGCGACUGUUGUUGCUGUUGCACCUCCUGUUGCCUUACCUGCUGGAGAUGUUCUAAAGUCUGCAUUAGCGGGAGGGCUUGCCUCCGCUCUCUCCACUUCUCUAAUGCAUCCGAUUGACACAAUUAAGACACGUGUGCAAGCAUCAACCUUAUCAUUUCCUGAAGUAAUAGCAAAGCUUCCGGAGAUUGGUGUCCGGGGAGUAUAUAGGGGUUCUAUUCCGGCAAUUCUUGGACAAUUUUCAAGCCAUGGCCUGCGGACAGGAAUAUUUGAAGCAAGCAAACUUGUGUUGAUCAAUUUUGCUCCCAAUCUCCCAGAAAUUCAGGUUCAAUCGAUUGCAUCAUUCUGCAGCACGCUAUUAGGCACAGCUGUGCGGAUUCCAUGUGAGGUGCUGAAGCAACGGUUGCAGGCGGGCAUGUUUAACAAUGUAGGGGAAGCCAUUGUAGGGACGUGGAAGCAAGAUGGUCCACGGGGAUUUUUCCGUGGGACAGGAGCAACUCUUUGCCGUGAAGUUCCACUAUACGUUGUUGGCAUGGGACUGUACGCAGAGUCCAAAAAGAUGGUGGCGCAAGCGCUGGGAAGAGAACUUGAGGCAUGGGAGACAAUAGCAGUUGGGGCAGUGUCAGGAGGUAUAGCAGCAGUUGUAACAACGCCAUUUGAUGUGAUGAAGACGAGAAUGAUGACUGCAACACCAGGGAGACCGAUCUCAAUGUCAAUGGUUGCUUUCUCGAUUCUGCGUCACGAGGGACCGCUUGGUUUAUUCAAAGGAGCAGUCCCGAGGUUCUUCUGGGUGGCUCCUCUUGGUGCCAUGAACUUUGCUGGCUAUGAACUAGCCAAAAAAGCUAUGCAGAAGAACGAGGAAGUCGUGGUGGCUGAUCAGCUUGGUCAGAAGAAACUUUGCUAAUGGGCUAUUUACUUUGCUUUGCUGCGAUGAAGUUUUUUUGGGGGCAGCUUAAGCCGGAGAGACUCCUCUUUUGUUAAAUGCUACAUUUGCAAAUUUUGACAAAAAAAAAAAGAAAAGAAGGGUUAAUUGUUUUGUUGUGUAUCCAAGACAAUUUCAUCUACUCAUUAUAAAACUCUGGUUCCAAAAAGAAAGUUGAUUUUUGGUGGUGC